UCGGACACCAUGCUGGAACGCGGAACGAUAACGACGCUGCUGGGGCUGCUCGCGUUCGCACCAUCAGCUGAUCGGCAGGUUGUGCUGGCGUUUCGCAAAUCAUUUGAAGAGCUCAGUGUCCACACACUUCCGGAUUCUGGUUCACUCGAGGAUUGUUCGCUUCGUUUACAAAAGCUCCCGAAUGAUGAGCUGCCUGCGCCGCCCAUGGAAGAGUUUCCAUCGUUUUCGCGAGAGUUUGCCCAUCUCGCGGCACUGGGCUGGAAAUCAACCGGUGGUGGUGAUAUCGAGUGGCGUUGUAGUGGCACUCUGAUAGCGGAGGAUUUCGUCCUUACUGCGGCGCACUGCACGCAAGAUGAAGGCGUUGAACCGACGAUCGUGCGCUUGGGUGAUCUAGAUCUGUACAGCUCGAAGGACGACCGGUACGCGCAGCAGAUCGAAAUAGCCGAGAUUAUCCGCCAUCCGGAAUUCAACUUCAGCAGCGCGUACCACGACGUAGCGCUGCUCCGGCUGAAGAAAUCCGUGACUGUCACCGAUUUCGUUACGCCGGCGUGCCUGUACACCAACGAUUCCUUGACGUUCGAGAAGCUGUACGCGACGGGAUGGGAUUUUUAUGCCGAAGUGUCGCCACCGAUCGUGGCCACUCCGCUCGAUCCGAUCAAUCAGGAUCGGUGUAAGUUUUGGUACCGUGACAACAAGGAAGCGUUCCGGAAGGGCAUCAAUCGGAUGCUGAUGUGUGCCGGUGAUGAGCGGUUGCAGGGCUGCCCAAGUGAUACCGGUGGACCGUUGCAGGUGAAGCUGUUGUCCAGCUCACGGUACACGCCGUUUGUGGUCGGUGUGGCGGCACUUGGUGUACCGUGUGGUUCCGUUACGCCCGGGGUGUACGCGAAAAUUCCCCAUUAUAUCCUGUGGAUCGAGGCGGUCACGAAGCGUGUGUAUCAUCCGCCGGAUUGUGUCGUGCGGCAUAUCUCGAAGCGUGAGGUGGACACCUCAUUGGUCGCACGUGAAUUGCAGACCACCGUCCAGGAGACUCAUCUGACCGGCAGGAAGGGCACGCUGGCGGCAAAUCCUUUGCGUGCUAAAUUGCACGUAUUCAAAGAAUUUAAGUGCGCCGUCGGGAAGGAUGGUGAGAACGUGGAGUGGAUUUGCGGUUGCACAAUUGUUGCACAGGACUUCGCCCUUACGUCUGCCCGGUGCGUCAAGGAUGUAGAGGUCGACGUGGUGAACUAUCGCAACGACUGGAAAAAGAUAGCCGAAGUAAUCUUCCACCCGGAGUACGACAGGAAGACGCUGUACAACGAUCUAGCACUGAUUCGGCUGCAAACCGACAACCGCAACCGGUACGACUGGAAGGCGGUCUCGUGUAUUGCCGCACCCGACGGUGACGAUCAAAGGGAAUACCUUUCGUUCGGCAUUGGGCCGUACAAUCUGAACGACGACGGGCGCAUGGAUGGUAAUGCGGACGGCACGGAGCGCUACAUAACGGCCACGUUGCAGUUGGUGGCGAACGCGAACUGCACCGAAGCGUACAAGGGCUACGGUAUCCUGAAGGCGGGCUUGAACGAGACGCAGUUCUGCCUCGGAUCGGGCGGUGGUGACCAGCUUGUGCCGGGCGCGUGUGAACCCUGGAACGGCAACGAGGUGUUGGGUGAAAUCCGACCCAUGGGUGACGCCACCUGGACGCAUCCAUUUCCGGAGGAUCUGCUGGGCGUGAGCUCGUACGCACCGGAUUGCGGCUUUGGCCGGCGGCCACUCGUGGCGUCGCGUGCGAUCGCCUUUCUCGGCUGGCUGAACGCGGUCAUCUAUAAGACGGCGGAUGUGCACGCGGUUCCGAUGGUUCUGAUGGAGAAGGAGCUUUCGCUUGACUACAUCUGUGAGGCGUCCGACCGGGAAGCGGGCGUAUGCGCGCAUCUCGACCACUGUUCGCACCGGGCACUGGCUAAGGACGUGAUCAAGGUGUGCACCAACGAAACGGCCCCCAUCGUGUGCUGCCCGGUGAACUCGUUCAUUGCGACCGCGCAUCUACCGUUGCUGACUGAGUGUGAGACGAACUACCAGCGGUUCCGUCGGAAGUACGCUGACUUCGUGGGAUCGGCCGGUGCCGGGCAACCGGUGCCACCCGGUGAUCAACCACAUGCAGCCAUGAUUGGGUGGAAGGUCAACAAGACGGCUACGGCGUGGCAUUGUGCGGGUACGCUGAUUAAUCUGAACACGGUCCUCACGACGGCCGGUUGCGCCAACAGUGUCCGCAGACGCAGCCCGGAAGUGGUGAGCGUCGGGGAAACGUCCGUCGGACGGAUCUACGACGGUGAGGCGCAAAUCAUCCGCGUUAAGGAGACGAUCCGGUAUCCGAGCUAUAAUCCCAAAACGCACGACAACGACAUCGCGGUGUUAAAGCUGGAAUCGGACGUGUUUGUCAACGAGAACGCGGUACCGGCGUGUUUGUGGCGUGAUCUGAACCGUACGCCGUACUACGGCCGGGAGGUUCACUUCGAUGGUCAGUCUUUCUCGGCGCGAGACAAAAACGUAGUGCACAACCGGGACUGCCAGCUGUUCACUUCACACACCGGGCUCACGAACGAUCAGCUGUGCUGGCAGGAGUUCCGGUUGCGACCGGACGGGUCCGAUGCGGCCAACUGUGGCCGCAAGGGCGAUCCGUUCAUUUCGUUGCAGCGCAGCAACAACAUCUAUCUGCCGUACCUGGUGGGGUUGUACAGUCACGACCAGCAGUGUGCUGGUGGUGAACCGAUCGUCGCCACGCGCAUUUCGUCCUACAUCAAUUGGAUUAGCCUGUACAUGUAA
Molecule: messenger RNA, 2799 nt
Organism: Anopheles nili
Lineage: Eukaryota; Metazoa; Arthropoda; Insecta; Diptera; Culicidae
Product: transmembrane protease serine 9-like
Exons: 12
Coding region: 10-2799 (929 amino acids)
Biological process (GO): proteolysis
Molecular function (GO): serine-type endopeptidase activity
Source: RefSeq, a predicted model, not a curated record